Messenger RNA from Vitis riparia (riverbank grape), 916 nucleotides. Its product is annotated as ribosomal RNA-processing protein 17. Gene Ontology annotation, cellular component: nucleolus. The transcript has 4 exons. Gene Ontology annotation, molecular function: RNA binding. Lineage: Eukaryota; Viridiplantae; Streptophyta; Magnoliopsida; Vitales; Vitaceae. The record is from RefSeq and is a predicted model, not a curated record. Bases 23 to 631 code for a protein of 202 amino acids.
GCCCUUGGGCAGCCGCAGUGCGAUGGAAGCACAGGUGGAAGAAGAAGGUGGACAGCCACGACCACCCCACGCCAAGCACAUUAAGAAGAGGGCUCUCAGGAACAAAGCUCUCUCCGUUUCAUUCAACGAGAAGGACCUCAGGGAUUUUGUGGGGGGUUUUCACAAGAGAAAGAAGAAAAGGAGAAAGGAAGCGCAGCAGAAGUUACAGGAAUCUCAGAGAAUCAAGCGUAUUGUGGCGCGUAAAAAGAGGAAGCUGGAAAGGGAAUUGGUUCAAUAUGGCGGUGCACCAACAGCCACUGGUUCAGAACCUGAUGAAUGUGAUGAUGAGCAUGAGCAAGACGAUGGAGUUGAUGAGCCAAUUGCAUCAGUUUCUGGAACAACAAUGUAUGACAAUGGUGACACCAAAGUCAUAGUGACAACAAGUGAGAUCUCCCGUGAAGAAGAGAACCAUCUGACUGAAAAGACACAAGGAGCGGCACCUCCAGCAAUUGUAGGAUCUAAGAAGAAGCACAAUGUACCUGUGAGUAAGAAGAAAGCAUUCAAGAGAGUCGUGAGACACAGAUCACAGCCAAAACUGCAAAGGAAAAGAGACAAAAAGAAGGGGGGAAAAAAGAACAAGAAGAUACACUAGCUCUACCUCCUCCCACCAAUCCCCCUUUUUUUCUUUAUAUUAUGAAAAUUACCAAUACCAAAGUGCCUUUUCUUUUGAGAAGAAUUUUAAGCAACACCCACCUGAGUGGAGGAAAUUUAAGUUGUGGUUGGAUAGUGCAGCUUUGGUUAUUUAUCUGGACAUGACUUUUGUAGUUCUGAUAGAUUCACUAUUGCCCUACUUGUAACAGAUUAUGGUAUGCUAUUUUGACUGGAUUAGACGUUUAGUUUGAGAAUUUAAAUAUUAUUAUUUUUUUACCUGGCCUUA